UAAUCCUUACUCAUCGAUCUGUAAUUGGCUGGAGUGGGGGUCCCCGCCCCCAAGCUCCCGCAACCUGCGCGGCGUAGGGGCGACUCCACCUGGGGACUGAGGCGUCAGGGGCUGUGCGCGCGAGGAGGUUUGGGCCGGUUCGCCCGCCGUCGCUCCGUCCCGGCUGCGGAUUGGCCCGGCGCGGCGUUGAUUCUUGCGGCCGCGGCUGACGUCAGCGCCCCCGUCCUGCCGGCUGCCCAUUGGUCCAGAUCGGGCCCCAAUCACCCCACCCCUCGACUGGCCCGGGCACAGCUGAGGCCGACCUGGUGAGCCCGCCCUCCCCGCCGUGGAUUGGCCCGCGGCGGGACCCGUCUGUCGCGGUUGUGUCUGGGAAGGAGAGAAAAUGGCGGCGGAGCCGAACAAGACCGAAAUCCAGACCCUUUUUAAGAGGCUUCGCGCAGUUCCAACCAACAAGGCCUGUUUCGACUGCGGCGCCAAGAAUCCGAGUUGGGCCAGCAUCACGUAUGGUGUUUUCUUGUGCAUUGACUGUUCCGGGGUGCACCGCUCCCUGGGCGUCCAUCUGAGCUUCAUCAGGUCCACAGAGUUGGAUUCCAACUGGAACUGGUUCCAGCUGAGGUGUAUGCAGGUCGGCGGGAAUGCCAAUGCGACGGCUUUUUUCCGCCAACAUGGAUGCACAGCCAAUGAUGCCAACACCAAAUACAAUAGCCGAGCUGCCCAGAUGUACCGGGAGAAGAUCCGGCAGCUGGGGAGUGCGGCCCUGGCUAGGCACGGCACUGAUCUUUGGAUAGACAACAUAAGUAGUGCCGUCCCUAAUCACUCCCCGGAGAAGAAGGACUCUGAUUUCUUCACAGAACACACUCAACCUCCUGCCUGGGAUGCGCCAGCCACUGAGCCUUCAGGGACCCAACAGCCAGCCCCGUCUGCAGAGAGCAGUGGCCUGGCACAGCCGGAGCAUGGUCCCAACACAGACCUGCUUGGCACCUCACCCAAAGCCUCACUGGAACUGAAAAGCUCCAUCAUUGGCAAGAAGAAGCCAGCAGCAGCUAAGAAAGGGCUGGGUGCCAAGAAAGGCCUCGGGGCCCAGAAGGUGAGCAGCCAGAGCUUCAGUGAGAUUGAGCGGCAGGCCCAGGUAGCAGAGAAGCUCCGUGAGCAGCAGGCAGCCGAUGCCAAGAAGCAGGCGGAGGAGUCCAUGGUCGCCUCCAUGCGUCUGGCCUACCAGGAGCUCCAGAUUGAUCGUAAGAAAGAGGAGAAGAAGCUACAGAAUCUGGAAGGGAAGAAGCGAGAGCAGGCAGAGAGGUUGGGCAUGGGCUUGGUAUCCCGAAGUGAUGCUAAUGUCUAUUCACUGGUCUCAUGGCCUGGCUCUGCUUUGCUGCGCAGCUCUGUCUCCCACUCCGUGCUGUCUGAGAUGCAGGUGAUCGAGCAGGAAACCCCAGUGAGUGCAAAAUCUUCUCGCUCUCAGCUGGACUUGUUUGACGAUGUUGGUACUUUCGCCUCUGGACCCCCAAAGUACAAGGACAACCCCUUUUCCUUAGGGGAAAGCUUUGGUUCCCGCUGGGAUACAGAUGCUGCCUGGGGUAUGGACAGGGUAGAGGAGAAGGAGCCAGAAGUGACCAUCUCAAGCAUCCGGCCUAUUUCAGAAAGGGCCACAAACCGGAGGGAAGCGGAGAGCCGGAGCUCAGGCCUCGAGUCUAGUGAGGCACGUCAGAAAUUCGCAGGAGCCAAAGCCAUCUCAUCUGACAUGUUCUUUGGGCGGGAGAUGGAUGCGGAGUAUGAGGCCAGGUCUCGGCUGCAGCAGCUCUCAGGCAGCAAUGCCAUCAGCUCUUCAGACCUCUUUGGGGACGUGGAUGGAGCUCACGGAGCAGGAAGUGUAUCUCUGGGGAACGUGCUGCCUACAGCGGACAUUGCCCAGUUUAAGCAAGGUGUCAAGUCUGUGGCCGGGAAAAUGGCUGUGCUGGCCAAUGGUGUGAUGAAUUCCUUGCAGGAUCGCUACGGUUCCUACUGAUCCAAGCUCUGUGACUCAGGCUUACGGUGGUAACUGCAACAAGAACUCCACAGUUCCCAGGCUGGGGAUGCUUUGCCUUGUGGAAGCUGGGGAGGAUUUGUUACUUUGUAUGUGUGGUGUGUGUGUGGAGUGGUCUUCGAGACGCUCACUCAUGUGAGGGGAAUGGUCAGUACCAGCCUUUGUCCUCUGCCUGUGGACUGAGCCCUUUAUUCCCUCUCACACCACCCUCCGUGUGUUAGACUCUUGUCCUUCUGUCCUGCCCCCACAGCUGCUGCUCACUUGUCCUGCCACACUGGGAGAGGGGGUUCCCCCAGGAUGGCUUAUUCUGGGUCCAGCCUUUCCUCAAGUAGGGAAAGUGGAAGGUAGAAGGCUUUUUUGCUGGCUCUAGGGUUCUUCUGGUUCAAGGGCUUGGGUCUCCAUCCUCUGGAACCAUGGGGAGGCCUGGAAGGAGUUCACUGUAGACCCAUCCCCUGGGGAAAGAGGCUGCGGACUUGCUGCUGCUGCUGCCAGUGGCCUCUUCUGGGUGCCAGGAGAGGGCGAAGGAGGGAAAGGCCCUUUUGGGCAUUACCAAGGACAGGAAACUACCUGGUACCUAAAGGUUUCAUUUGGGAUCAGACUGGAGACCCACGGGUUCUCCCGUCUCACCACCCCUUUGUACAGUAAGCACUUGGAAGAUUGUCUCAGGGUCCCUCUGUACCAUCUGCUGUGGACCACAGGACCUUCUGCAACAUUCUCUGUCCCUUCAUCCCCUGGUUGGUGGCCAUGGAGGGUCUUGUCUGCUGUGAUUUGACUCUGGAGGCUGUGAGCUUGAUGCUGGCCAGGGAAGCAGAGGAUGUGAGGGGCAGAGGCAAGCUCUUGGGGCUGAGCUCCUUCCUCUGCAUCAUUCUGGGCUUGGGGGGCCUGGACAGCACCCGCCAGUGAGAGCUGCGGGCCUCACCCUCUGGCAUCUGAGCCAAGCACUGUGUCAUUCUUGGUGCCAUCUUCCCCGCCGCACCGGCAGUCUCAGCCCAGCCCCUACCUUUGGGUUGUAGGUUGGGCUCCCAAGCAACACAGACCACUCUUCCCCUUGCCCCUCCCCCAGAGGGACAUGACUUUCUUUCUGGACUGUUUAUAUUGAAACAAAGUGGUGUCAAAAUAAAGCCCCCGCAGGGCCUUGCUCCCUGUUGGUCUGAGUGAA
Cercocebus atys (sooty mangabey) is the source of this 3179-nucleotide messenger RNA. RefSeq names its product ADP-ribosylation factor GTPase activating protein 2 (gene ARFGAP2). The record is from RefSeq and is a predicted model, not a curated record. Gene Ontology annotation, molecular function: GTPase activator activity. Gene Ontology annotation, biological process: COPI coating of Golgi vesicle. The transcript is spliced from 16 exons. The coding region runs from base 383 to 2002 and encodes 539 amino acids. Lineage: Eukaryota; Metazoa; Chordata; Mammalia; Primates; Cercopithecidae.